Messenger RNA from Mustela erminea (ermine), 2202 nucleotides. RefSeq names its product solute carrier family 22 member 6 (gene SLC22A6). Gene Ontology annotation, biological process: transmembrane transport. The coding region runs from base 1 to 1716 and encodes 571 amino acids. The record is from RefSeq and is a predicted model, not a curated record. The transcript is spliced from 10 exons. Gene Ontology annotation, cellular component: membrane. NCBI's taxonomy places the organism in Eukaryota, Metazoa, Chordata, Mammalia, Carnivora, Mustelidae.
AUGGCCUUCAACGACCUCCUGCAGCAGGUGGGGGGUGUCGGCCGCUUCCAGCAGAUCCAGGUCACGCUGGUGGUCCUCCCCCUGCUCCUGAUGGCCUCCCACAACACCCUGCAGAACUUCACCGCGGCCAUCCCUACCCACCACUGCCGCCCGCCUGCCGACGCCAACCUCAGCCAGGACGGGGAGCUGGAGGCCUGGCUGCCCCGGGACGGGCAGGGGCAGCUCGAGUCCUGCCUCCUCUUCACCGUCCCCCGUCAGGGACCGCCUUUUCCCAACGGCACAGAGACCAACGGCACGGGGGCCACAGAGCCGUGCACCAAUGGCUGGAUCUAUGACAACAGCACCUUCCCGUCCACCAUCGUGACCGAGUGGGACCUCGUGUGCUCUAACAGGGCCUUACGCCAGCUGGCCCAGUCCUUGUACAUGGUAGGGGUGCUUCUCGGAGCCAUGGUGUUCGGCUACCUGGCAGACAGGCUGGGCCGCCGCAAGUUGCUGAUCUUGAACUAUCUGCAGACGGCCGUGUCAGGAACCUGCGCAGCCUUCGCUCCCAACUUCCCCGUCUACUGUGCCUUCCGGCUCCUCUCCGGCAUGUCGCUGGCUGGCAUCGCUCUCAACUGCAUGACACUGAAUGUGGAGUGGAUGCCCAUCCACACGCGGGCUUGUGUGGGCACCCUGACUGGCUAUGUCUACAGCCUGGGCCAGUUUCUGCUGGCCGGUGUGGCCUUGGCCGUGCCCCACUGGCGCCACCUGCAGCUCCUGGUCUCCGUGCCCUUUUUCGCCUUCUUCAUCUACUCCUGGUUCUUCAUCGAGUCAGCCCGCUGGUACUCCUCCUCCGGGAGGCUAGACCUCACCCUCAGGGCCCUGCAGAGAGUGGCCUGGAUCAAUGGGAAGCGAGAAGAGGGCACCAAGCUAAGUAUGGAGGUGCUCCGGGCCAGUCUGCAAAAGGAGCUGACCAUGGGCAAAGGCCAGGCUUCCGCCUUGGAGUUGCUGCGCUGCCCCGCCCUUCGCCACCUCUUCCUCUGCCUCUCCAUGCUGUGGUUUGCCACUAGUUUUGCCUACUACGGGCUGGUCAUGGACCUGCAGGGCUUUGGCGUGAACAUCUACCUAAUCCAGGUGAUUUUUGGUGCUGUGGACCUGCCUGCCAAGCUGGUGGGCUUCCUUGUCAUCAACUCUCUGGGCCGCCGGCCUGCCCAGAUGGCCUCACUGCUGCUGGCAGGCAUCUGCAUCCUGGUCAAUGGGGUGGUACCCCAGGAUCAGUCCAUUGUCCGAACCUCCCUUGCUGUGCUGGGAAAAGGCUGCCUGGCUGCCUCCUUCAACUGCAUCUUCCUCUAUACUGGGGAGCUCUACCCCACAGUGAUCCGGCAGACGGGCAUGGGAAUGGGCAGCACCAUGGCCCGUGUGGGUAGCAUCGUGAGCCCACUGGUGAGCAUGACUGCUGAGCUCUACCCCUCCGUGCCUCUCUUCAUCUACGGCGCGGUCCCCGUGGCCGCCAGCGCUGUCACUGCCCUCCUGCCAGAGACCCUGGGCCAGCCACUGCCAGACACGGUGCAGGACAUGGAGAGCAGCCCCCAGCUCCUAGCCCUGGCCUGGACGCUGCAUACCCAGGACGCCGCUCUCCUGCCCUCCAGGAGGAGAGGAAAGCCAAGGCGGCAGGAGCAAGAGCAGCAGAAGCAGAUGGUCCCGCUCCAGGCCUCAGCACAAGAGAAUGUACUCUGAGCACUGACACGGGGCCUCACAGAGCCCGAAAGGGAGUGAGGGUCCUGCAGGUCCUGAGCCACCCACUCCGGGAAGGGAAAGAGGGAAAUGGCGGCCCAAGGCGGGUCAAGACUGUGGUUCAGGAAAGCACCUCCCAGGGGUCCCCGCCCUGAACAGACUCCACCAAGACCGCGUCAUUAAAAGGUUUGUGUGCAACAUCUCUUUUUAUCUCUCUCGUCUCAAAUGUAAUAGCCACUCCACAUCAGCCAGCGGCCCAAAAUUCAUACAGUCCAGUCCCCUGCCCUCAACCCCCAGGACUUUAUAAACCAUCCCAGAGAACUGGAGAAGAAUCUUUUACCUGGACCCGCUCCCCCGCCCCUACUUCCCACCCUCUUCCCUCCUUUCUUCUCUACCCCAUUCAAAUAUUUCUGUGAGUUUUAAAUAUCUUACGCUCCACCCCUCCCUAUCAGACUGGAAACUGAGAAGUGUCUGAAUAAAAGCAGCCAA